CCACACGCAAUGGAGGCCAUACAAUUCAAUCGAACAUCGGUGUUUCUCAAAUGGCAGCCACCCUAUCCGAAUAAGACACGGAAUGGCAUUUUAACGAACUACAAUGUGCUGGUAAAGGGUCUGGACUCACAUAAUACAACACGCAUUUUCAAAAAUAUGACAAUCGAUGCCGGCUCACCAACAUUAUUGUUGGCCAACCUCAGCACUGGUGUUACAUAUUACAUUUCCGUUGCGGCUGCUACAAAGGUGGGCGUGGGCCUAUUCAGCAAGCCAGCCGUAUUGCGUAUGGAUCCACGCACACAAUCGCUCGAUACCGGAUAUACAAGUACUGCAACUUGUAUUUAA
Rhagoletis pomonella (apple maggot) is the source of this 345-nucleotide messenger RNA. RefSeq lists its product as uncharacterized. The transcript is spliced from 3 exons. Gene Ontology annotation, molecular function: protein binding. Lineage: Eukaryota; Metazoa; Arthropoda; Insecta; Diptera; Tephritidae. The coding region runs from base 10 to 345 and encodes 111 amino acids. The record is from RefSeq and is a predicted model, not a curated record.